AUGUGGCCCCUGGUCGUGCUUCUGCUGCUGAGCUCGCUGCGCAGCGGUUCAGCUCAACUAAUAUUUAAUGUAAUCAAAUCUGUAGAAUAUACUGUUUGCAAUCACACCGUUGUCAUCCCAUGUUUUGUUAAUAAUGUGGAGACGAAGAACAUCACUGAAUUGUAUGUCAGAUGGAAGUUUAAAGGAGAAAACAUUUUCAUCUUUGAUGGGAGUCAGCGGAUGUCCAAGUCCAGCAAUUACUUUCCUAGCGCAAAAAUCACACCGUCAGAAUUACUGCGCGGCAUCGCCUCUUUGAAGAUGGACAAGAGUGAUGCCGUCUCAGGAAACUACACUUGCGAAGUAACGGAGUUGAGCAGAGAAGGGGAAACCAUCAUAGAACUCAAAUAUCGUGUUGUUUCAUGGUUUUCUCCAAAUGAAAAUAUCCUCAUUGUUAUUUUCCCAGUUUUGGCUAUACUUCUGUUCUGGGGACAGUUUGGUAUUGUGACACUUAAAUAUAAAUCCAAUUACACGAAGGAGAAAGCCAUUUUUCUGUUAGUUGCUGGGCUGCUGCUCACCGUCCUCGUCACUGUUGGCGCCUUUCUUUUAAUCCCAGGUGAAUAUUCAACAAAGAAUGCUUCAGGACUUGGUUUAAUUGUACUUCCUACAGUAAUAUUAAUAUUACUUCAUUACUGUGUAUUUAUGAUAGCUAUGGGGAUGUCCUCCAUCACCAUCAGCAUACUGAUCCUUCAGAUACUGGGCUAUGUGCUGUCUGUGGUCGGAUUCAGCCUCUGUGUCUCAGAAUGUGUCCCAGUGCAUGGUCCUCUUCUGAUUUCAGGUUUGGGUAUUAUAGCUCUAGCAGAAUUACUUGGAUUAGUUUAUAUGAAAUGUGUUGCUUCCAAUCAUAGGACUAUACAACCUCCUAAGAAAGCUGUAGAGGAACCUCUUAAUGCAUUUAAAGAAUCAAAAGGGAUGAUGAAUGAUGGUCAGCUUGAGUCUCAAGACUUUCAUAAAAAUCCCUUAACUAUCUCAGCGCACACAGCAGACUGGGUGUUGCGAGAACCUAGACUUCAGAACGCGGCCGUCUUUGCAGCUCGGGAAAAUGAGGCCGAUGGCCGGAGACGCAGCUCCUUCUCUGAAGCUGUCGCUUUUCCUUAA
Molecule: messenger RNA, 1134 nt
Organism: Rangifer tarandus platyrhynchus (Svalbard reindeer)
Lineage: Eukaryota; Metazoa; Chordata; Mammalia; Artiodactyla; Cervidae
Source: the annotation of a GenBank genome assembly